This is a messenger RNA of Adineta ricciae, 1737 nucleotides long. NCBI's taxonomy places the organism in Eukaryota, Metazoa, Rotifera, Eurotatoria, Adinetida, Adinetidae. The record is from the annotation of a GenBank genome assembly.
AUGACUACGCAACCAAUUGUGGAAAAUCGAACUUUAACUUUAUCGAACAUCUCCAAUGAAAUUUAUGAAAUUAUACCGACUAUUCGACCGGAUUGGAAUGCUUCGAAUACGCGUCUAGUUACAUUUACUGAAGGUAUCACCAAUUCGAUUUUAGGUCUUUUCAACACUCGCACACCGGAUGACGAAUCUGAUGCAUUAGUCAUCAAAUUAUUCGGGGAACACACCGAAUUAUUCAUUGAUCGCAAUGCAGAAAUUCAUGCAAUGAUGAAAUUAUCGGAGAAUAAUGUUUUAUCUCAACGUGUUCUAAUCCAAUUUAAGAAUGGACUUAUCUAUGAAUUUGCAGCCGGGAAAGCGUGUUCGAAGCAAGAGGUACGAGAUGAACAUAUUUCCAAAUUAAUCGCCGCUAAACUCGCACAGUUUCACAAUGUGCCUUUGAAAGAAACGAAUGAAAAACCGUAUGUCAUCACGCUGAUACACAAAUUUAUUCAAUUGAUUGACGAACACCAAAUUACCGAUAUCUCUCAGAUCAAAUCAGACGUGAAAAUAAUCGAAAAAGUGAUUCUUCCUGAUUUAGUGUCGAACCCUCAACUAGGUCAAGAUCUUGUUUUUUGUCAUAAUGAUUUAUUAAUUAAAAAUAUCGUUUAUGACAAGAAAACCGAUACAGUAUCAUUCAUCGAUUUUGAAUACACACAUAUGAAUUACGCAUUGUUUGAUAUUGCGAAUCAUUUUGUGGAAUAUGCGGGUGUUGAUGAUGCGGAUUUUAAUUUAUAUCCGACACGUGAUGAACAGAAACGGUGGUUAAAAACUUAUUUUCAGACACGUGGAAUACCGGAACAAACUAUUGAUGAUAAAUUAUGUCAUCUAGUCGAUCAAUUCUCUGCACUUGCGCAUCUUAUGUGGGGACUUUGGUCUUUAGUUCAAUCGCGGGUUUCAUUAUUAGAUUUUGAUUAUACUGGUUACGGGAAAUUGAGACUAGGUUGUUAUCAAAGCCUAAGAAAAAUUCUUUUUGAAAAUAUUUCUGUGAAAAAAGAAAUGUCAUCGACGAAUAUCAAUAUAAUUGACGACAAUGAAAUUUUAUCUGAAAAACUCGGUUUUCAACUUGAGGAAAUUGUUUUACAAUUGAUGAAUAAGAAACAAUUGAUCACAAUCGGUUUAUCCGGUGGAUCAUUGAUUGAUUUAUUAGCAUCAAAUCUUCCUCGGUUACAAUUACCAUGGGCUCGUCUUCGAUUCUUUUUCGUUGACGAACGAUUCGUUCCAUUUACAUCUGACGAUUCAACGUAUGCAAGUUAUCAAGCAAAGCUAUUUCGCAAAUUACCAUUAACCGAAAAAAAUGUUAUUAAAAUCGAUCCGGAUGCCACGUCUGUCGAGCAAUGUGCACAAGAUUAUGAAAAUAAACUAUUAGAAACAUUGACCGAAGAUGACAAAUCAUUCGAUAUUCUAUUACUUGGUAUGGGACCUGAUGGACACACGGCAAGUCUUUUUCCUGAUCAUCCAGGCUUGAAAGUCGACCAAGGCAUAGUCACAUCGAUUAAGGAUUCGCCAAAACCGCCACCGGAACGUGUGACAUUAACAUUGACUACAAUCAAUCAAGCGAAAUACAAAAUUGUUGUCGCGACGGGUGAAAGUAAAUCAACAAUUGUGAGAGAAGUUUUACAAGAUAAAAGCACGAAAUAUCCAAUUGGUCAAGUCAAAGAUCUCAUUUGGUAUUUGGAUAAAGCCGCUGGAUCAAAAUUAUAA